ACGCCGUCAAUCGAAAUCAAUCCAAACCACGAGGCCAUUCAACAUUAUCGACCCGAAUCUUUCUGGUCUCGCCUGGCGGUGCCGAGCAAGCUCGACCCUUUCUCCCAAAAUUCCCAAUACUCGCACCCAUUGACAAGUAGAUCAUGUGGGAAAUGUCAGAGACCUCAACCACAACCACGCCGUCGGAGAUCCCCAACAGCCCCUCCGGCGUCUCCAUGGUGCUCGCGGACUACGACGUCUACCAUUCGGACCAGGCCGCAGAGGAAACCGGCGGACUGGCACCGAUUACCGCUGCCGCCCAUGAUAACCCGCCCGGAUGGGAUAUAUCGCACCGUCGUGUGCCUCCGCACCGGCCCAUCAAUCGCCAUCUGGACCAGAGCCAGCGGGCCGUGUUCCAGAACAUCGGCGAGCGGGCUUUUAUCACCGUCUUGUUCACGGGUGUCGUCGUCAACGCGUUUGUUGCGGGGUUAUGGCGAGCCACAGGCGGGAGGAUCAACGAUUCCAUCUUCAAAUAUCCUCUUGGCGGAGAGAUGUGAUUAGGCUGGACCGGAAACGAGGCCUGGAAUAGAGGCAUAUUGCCAUCUAGGGUACACAUGAACCAGCAUCUCAAAUGCCUCUCCACGGCCCGCUUCA
This is a messenger RNA of Gaeumannomyces tritici R3-111a-1, 633 nucleotides long. RefSeq lists its product as hypothetical. Lineage: Eukaryota; Fungi; Ascomycota; Sordariomycetes; Magnaporthales; Magnaporthaceae. The transcript is spliced from 2 exons. The record is from RefSeq and is a predicted model, not a curated record. The coding region runs from base 144 to 536 and encodes 130 amino acids.